Molecule: messenger RNA, 2491 nt
Organism: Vitrella brassicaformis
Lineage: Eukaryota; Vitrellaceae
Source: the annotation of a GenBank genome assembly
GGGUUUUCUGUGGGUCCUCUUUCACUUCCUCAUUCAUGUAGCGUUAUUGUUGGUUGGUGACGAAUGUCCCUUCCUCACCUCAUCAUGCACACAAAAUCAUUCCAGCCACUCACUUGAGAAAUUGCACAUCUCGAGAAUCGCCUAACUUACCGAUAGCACGCUAACAUACCAGAAACUUUAUGUCACUCACCUACAGGGGGUCUCCUAUAUCUAGUACGGUCCAGUGGUUGGGGCAGAAGUCUUGUGUCGCCCCAAUUCGUUCGUAUCUGCUUUCGCCCACAGCACUCAAGAAAAAAAGCACAAAGUAUGGCCCUCCACGUAACAUGCAUAUGCCGCCGGCGGUUGCCAGUCCGACCAAGUGCAUUCUGAUAACACCGGGCUCCGCCAUGCUUCUAAUGAGAGGCAAAUUGACGGGCCGGACCAGCCAGAUAAACUGCACGCCCUCGAAGACCACCUCGAUAAACACCAUGAUCAGCAGACCGGCCACUCGUCCAAGCAGCUGCGGAACCGAUGGAGACAGCACUUGGUCGAGAGUGAUGAUGCAUAGGUUUGUGAGAAUAAGCACCGUAAGUUCCACCAACCCGUAAGCGUGCACCUGCUGCAUUCAUUGUCCAUCGGCGGAAAUCAGUCAGAACAGGGGGGAGACGUGGGAUUUGAAGGUAUGAAGACAAUUCACUUGCUCCUCCCUUACGUCGCUGAGCCUCCUGAGGAAUAUUAGGUGAAGCUUGAACUGGACAACUCGUGUGGGGACAUCGAGAAACGAGCUCAAGGACCUCAGCAAUUGGCGGCUGAAGAGAGUGCUGGCACCUGUGCGACUCCCUGUGUAGCUCAUUACAGUAGUGGACAGUCGGCUGAGCGGUUUGGCCGACGGCUGCUUGGUGACGUUCGGUCUUUCUGUGUUGUGGGGGCCUUCGCCAGUAACGGUAUUGGGCGUCUCGUUUGAGUGCUGAUGCUGAAUCUCUCUGCAUGCUUUGCAUGAGGACAGACACCGCACCAAUGCUCUCUUUGCCGCACCGCUAAUAACCAUUACUGCAGGUAGAGAUAGACAAACAUGGACAAAAAGUAUGAAUCCGCCAAUGGUCGCGUAUACGUCUCAUAUGUGCAUACUUGUACUAACCAUAUGGGACAGCCAAGUCGGUCAACAAGUCGAAUGACGCCAGAAUAAGCGAAGUCAAAAUCUGAGAGAACUCAUGGACACCGAGAUCAGAAAAAAGUGACCGAAGCGUGCGGUUUGCAUGCAUCUUUUAGCUGAGAGGACACAUGCUCCAUCUUGGCCUGCAUCAUCCUUGGGUAGAAAACGAAAGCUACCGCCAGAAACGAGAUCAGGACCCCUGAUUGCAGCGCAGGACCGUCGCGCAAUGAGCGGACCAGCGCCAUCACUACAAGACGAACAAAUCGAAGGCAUAGGAUGAGGCUACGAUGAGACUAUGCUACCUUACGGAGUGCAAGAAGAGGGGAAAUGGUGAGCAACCAGGUCAUGAUCACAAUUUUUCUUAAUAAUUCCGCGACCUCUCGCUAUGUCUCGAACAAGAGGGAAGAAGAAGGAUCGCGCCGAAAAUGAAAAGGUCACUAGCAGGAAAAAUACGAGCCCCAUCUGGAUGACAUAAAGACGUUUUCUUACAACUGUCCUCGAUGUCAGAGCCACUUGGCGGAAGACGCUGCAGGGAGCACACAAGAGAGUGUGAGCUGCCAUUUGAAAGUGUCCUUCAUUUCUUCCCUUUCUUACAUCACUGGCAGGACAAUCCCUACGUACUCAUAGAAACAACCUGCGAUUAUGAUCCGGUAAGGUCGCAAGGCCUCCACGUUGAAGAACACCGCCCCCGCACCGACGUGUAGGAUGAAUAGAAGAGCGAAGAAAGGCCAUGUUGUCUUCAAGCGAUAGAGGGCCUCACGAAAGCUGCCUUCAGCCGCAAACAGCAUCGUAGCGAUGAUGCAUAGGGCAACAACAAUGCGGCGAGAUACAUCAAGCACAAUCCACGGUCCUUUACAUGCCCAGAAAUACCCGACCCAAACCAAAGCCCAGAGAAACGCGAUAGUUGCCGCAGCGGCCACUUGAAAGACGAGUACCUUUGCCGUCCGCCUCACUGUCUUCCGAAAGGGCUCCAGGGUGAACACAGCACCAACAAAAACGUCCCUUUCAUAGCGGAAGUGAGUCUCAAACUCCUGAAAGGAGGCUGCAGGUCCCGCACAGAGUCGAAACUCAGCCACCAUGGCCGACAACUCGCGCUCCUCGCUCCGCAAUGGUUUUCCAUCUUCUUCUCCGACCUCAUUGUCCCCGGCCCCCCUCUCUGAACAGGUCUCCACAGCAGCAGUUGCGCCCGUGCUCUCGUCGCCGAGCUUCGUGAGGGGUUGCCGCUGUCCCCGUGAGGAAUCGGGCUGCGGGGCGGUGUGUUCAAUAUCUACGAUGACUUCAUCGAUGGUGGAUUCACAGACCGCCUCCAUUGGACUGUCGUUGCUUCGCUGUCGUCCAAAGUGUCAAACUUUGUUCGUG